Molecule: messenger RNA, 1619 nt
Organism: Malus domestica (apple)
Lineage: Eukaryota; Viridiplantae; Streptophyta; Magnoliopsida; Rosales; Rosaceae
Source: RefSeq, a predicted model, not a curated record
UCACUCCUAAGAGAAGGAGGCCCAAUUGCCGCCUAUUAUCUCAUUCCUCCCUAAUACCUCUGAUAUCUACGCCGGCCGUGGAUGAGCUCUCUUGAUCUUGGCUGAGCUCUUCCAAACCUGAUUUCUUUUUCUGCUUCCGUCUCUCUCGUAUCUGCCCUAAAACCAGGGCAUCAUCCAACAUUUCGCAGAACUUUCAAUCUCGCUGCCAUCUGAAUUCGCGAUGAAUUCGCCACAAUACGGCUCCUCUAGCAUUGAGGAAUUUGGCCGAUUUCUUGAGGGAGACCUGCAUGGUUCAUCGGAGUCCGAAGAUGAUACUGAAAAGCAAAAAGCAGAAGCGUCGUCGAAGGAGGCGUGUACUCACCCUGGUUCCUUUCAAGAUAUGUGUUAUGUGUGUGGGCUUCCCGUAAACGAGAAAGAUUUUGGGUACGAAGACAAGGGAUUGAUGCUUAAAAAUGAGGAACUUGAGAGAGUCAAGAAAUUAGGCAUUAAGAAAUUGCUGCACCGUAAGAAACUUUACUUAGUAGUUGAUGUGGAUCACACACUCCUUAAUUCCGCCGAUUCAGGAGAGGACUGCUUGCAGAGCCAAACAGAUGGUCCCCAAGAUGCAUGCAAGGCGUUGAGGCCCUCUGUUAGGUCCUUCUUAAGGGAUGCCAGCUACAUGUACGAGAUGUACAUGUACACAGCUGGUGAACGAUCAUAUGCGCUGGAAAAAGGCUAGUUUACUUGAUCCGUCAAAGGAGCAUUUGCAGUGAUAGGGUGAUCUCACACGACAAUGGUGCCCAAAAACAUCAAGAAGGCCUAGAUAUUGUGCUUGGUCACGAUAAUGCAGUUGUGAUCCUUGCCAAUACAGAAAAUGAAUGGAAAAAGCAUUGGAAAAAUUUGAUACUGCUUGGGAGCGAUGAAACCAAGUUCGAGGGAGCUCUUGCAACGGUUCUAGAAGCACUGAAGCAAAUUCACCGAUUGUUCUUUCAUGUAAGUGUGGUUUUGUGUCUCUGCAAUGUUAGAAGGUUUUGAGUUUGUUUGUUUGAUUGUCCGUUCUCAUGUUCUAAUGUAUUGUUGGUGUAACCUCAUAUAUAGGAACUGGAGGGCUCAGAUGACAGAGAUGUGAAAAUGGUUAUCAAAACACUGAAAGCCGAGGUGUUGAAAGGGCAACACCAGAUCGUCUUCAAAGAGUUUUUUUACUUUAGAAGUUCCCCAGGCUUGGAAGGUGACAGAAAAUAUGGGAGCAUACUAUGGUGUACGAGGGAGAUCAGCAGGUUUCGUGAUCAAUCUUUUCAACCUCCUGACAAGAUCAUCUGCAGAUGAAGAUAUCAGAAGCGUUAUCUCCUGAGGAGGAGAUAACGCUUCAUUCAUUGUUCAUAACUUCACCAACUUGCACAACCUUGUGAAAAAGUUGCAUGGACAGACGCAAUCUCAAUGGCUGAAGGAUUUGAAUGGCUAUGUAAGUUAUCAAUUAAGAAGUAUUUUAGUUCUUUACGAAAAAAAAGUUUCUUAAGUUUGUUAUUUGUUUAUCAGGGGUUUUACCGGGAUCAGAAAAGUAAUGAAUGUUUGGAAUCAAAUCCGGUCGCUCCCUUUGGAGUAGACCUUGUCUGUGCCUAAAAGUUCUUUUCUGCUCCCGG